AUGUGCCACCUGGGUCCCAGAGACAUCGCGUCGCUCGCCAUGUCGUGUCGGCGGUUCCGCCAGCUCGCGGUCAGCCAGGACGUGUGGCAGCGCGCGUGCCAGCACGUGUGGGGCGCGGAGGCGACCGCGGCGGUGCAGGCGCAGGCGACGGUGGGGUGGAAGACGGAGGAGGAGGAGGCGGCGGAGGAGGUGGUGCGACGAGGGCGGUAUGCGUGGCACGGGAAGAUGGCGGCACGUCCCCGUCGCGGGUUCCGCGCCCCCCGGCGCUGGGGGCACACGCUGUCGUGCGUCAACGGGUCGGGGCUGGUGGUGUUCGGCGGGUGCGGGCGCGAGGGAUUGCUGAACGACGCGUUUCUGUUGGACCUGGACGACAAGCAGCCCAAGUGGCGGGAGGUCGUGGUGGGGGAGGAUGCCGGGAGUAGCAGUGGUGCUGGCGCUGGGGACGGGGGGACUGGUGGGGAGGGCAGGGGUAGCGCGAGGGGGAAUGCUGUCCUGGGGGAUGGGUUGGUGUUGAGAAGCGGUGGAGACGCGCGGGCAGCUGCGGAAGCAGCAGAGGAUGGAGAGGGAGUUGGGUCCAAGCUUGUCGUGUCCGGCGGCUGUACCGCGUCCGGUCGCCUGCUCUCCGACACCUUCCUUCUCGAUCUCGCGCACAACCCGCCGUCGUGGAAGGAGAUCCGCGUGGCGUGGGCGCCGCCCGCGCGCCUGGGGCACACGCUCUCCGCGCUGGGCGGGCGCAAGGUGCUCAUGUUCGGGGGGCUGGCGACGAGCGGCGCGCUGCGCCUGCGGUCGAACGACGCGUUCACCAUCGAUCUUGCCGACGAGCACCCCAACUGGCAGACCGUAUACCUGCUCGACCCGGGGGAAGAGAAGCCGCGGUGGCGGGAGCUGGCGUUUCCGGGGCAGCAGCCGCGGAUAGCGUGGGGGCACAGCACGUGCGUGGUGGGGGGAACGAAGGCCGUGGUGCUGGGCGGGCAGACGGGCAAGGAGUGGGUGCUCAACGAACUGCACGAGCUCUCGCUGCUCAGCGCCGCUGCCAUGACGCCCCCUGCUCGUGUUCUGCGGGACGAGGAUGGCGGGGAGGCUGGGGGGGGUGCGAGGCAGGAGGGGAAUGCGGAAGAUGGUGGUGGUGGGGAGAUGCGGAGGCUGGAGGGGAGCGGCGAGGAGGGGAGGGCAGGGGAAGGGGCGCGUGUGGAGGAAGGGGCAGGGGAGGAGGGUGUGGUGGUGGCACAGGGUCAUGUGGCAUCGGCGUCUAACCCAGGAUAG
Messenger RNA from Closterium sp. NIES-65, 1263 nucleotides. The record is from the annotation of a GenBank genome assembly. NCBI's taxonomy places the organism in Eukaryota, Viridiplantae, Streptophyta, Zygnematophyceae, Desmidiales, Closteriaceae.